This is a messenger RNA of Geodia barretti, 1069 nucleotides long. Lineage: Eukaryota; Metazoa; Porifera; Demospongiae; Tetractinellida; Geodiidae. The record is from the annotation of a GenBank genome assembly.
CCGGCCUCGCAGACCGGCUGAGAUCUCCAUCCUCGAGUUGAAGAUUCCACGAUGUGGUAGUGAUCAACACACCUCAAUCUCGGAGUACCCGACCACAGCUUCUCCAAGAGAUCAAACACAUUGAGCACAUUACUGAGGGAGUGUGCUACAGGAUCAAACAGAGACUCCAGUCGUACAAUAUUGAGCCUGUCGCUGGCCCUCCUCGUCAGGAGAGCAGUAUAUGCCAGUGUCAAAGGGAGAGAGAGACGCAUUCCGAAGUCGUAUCAAGCUGCUGAAGGAGAGAAAGUGGGCAGGGAGGCUUCUCCUGGAGUCGGUGGGGAGGAGUAUGAGCGACGAGAGACAGGAGGCGAGUUUGCCGCUCUCCCGCAGGACGGUAUCGCCGCCGAUAGAUAAAGAGAGAGCGUCUCACGAGUUUGUCAGCUGCUGGAACAUUGAACUGGAGGGUCUGGACAGCAAGAUCAGAGUGUUCCACAGUCGCAGCGGGGUCUCCCGCCCUACCAGCGACCGUGACAGUCCGUUCACUCCGAUGGCCGCGGAGAUCCCGGCGUCUCGCGGGGCCACCCCCCGUCUCCUGCCGCGGCCAGACCACGAGGACAACCUCCUUCUCAACACUCCUCUCUCCAGUCCUCCCGACUCCUCCAUUGAGGACAGCAAGGUCCCCGGACCCAGCCUCAACAGAGAGGCGGGGGAUGUUGCUCCAGUGACGCUCGCUGAUCCGGCAGUGACUGACCCGGGACUCACCCCUGACUCCCAGACAGAGGUCGGUGAGGAGGCAAAGGCCUCGGGAGACACCCUGUCCACUCAGGACAGCACGAAGAACUUCUCCUCAAACUCAGACCGAAUCAUCAGCUCCACGGAGGACAUGUCGACUUUCGACUCUCGCAUCUCUUCCAAUUCUCUGUCGGGGGAGGGAAGAGGAGGAGGGGAGAUGGAGAAGGAGAUGAGUGAUGCUGUGGCUCCUGCGAAACUGACCACUGUCGCUGUGGCACAGGCAAACAAGACCAAAACGGGACCAAAGUGUGGCGAAAAGUCGGUUGGAGUGGCACGUGGUGGUAGUGAUACAUCGUGA